Pestalotiopsis fici W106-1 is the source of this 693-nucleotide messenger RNA. RefSeq lists its product as uncharacterized. The transcript has a single exon. Gene Ontology annotation, biological process: protein folding; response to salt stress; response to hydrogen peroxide. Bases 1 to 693 code for a protein of 230 amino acids. The record is from RefSeq and is a predicted model, not a curated record. Lineage: Eukaryota; Fungi; Ascomycota; Sordariomycetes; Amphisphaeriales; Sporocadaceae.
AUGGCUUCCUUCUUCCGCCCUCAGCACUACUACAACGUCCCCGAGCCCAACUUCCAGGGUCUCUUCCGCCUCAUUGAUGACUUUGACCGCUACAGCGGCCAGUCUAGCAAUGGUCGGGGACGCAACGGUCUCGGCAGCUUCUUCACUCCCAAGUUCGACAUGACCGAGACUGAGACGGCCUACGAGCUGCACGGCGAGCUGCCCGGCAUCAACAAGGAGGACAUCCACAUGGAAUUCACCGACCCCCAGACUCUCCAGAUCAGGGGCAAGAUUGAGCGCACCCGCACCGAGGGCAACCCACCCGCUGGCCUCCUCGAGGGUGGUGACAACAACAAGUCGGACAAGGCCAUCACCGAGCACGCUGAUGACCACUCCUCGCACCACGUCACUGUAGAGGACGCCCCCGAGGAGGACGGCGCUGCCACCGAGUCCAACAGCAGCACUCCCCAGGACACUCCCGCUACGACCGUGGCCGAGACGGCCAAGCCUUCAGCUCCAGCCAAGCAGCAAGAAUCUUCCCCCAAGCACAAGUACUACCUGGUCGAGCGCAACGUGGGCUCCUUUUCGCGCUCCUUCAACUUCCCCAGCCGCAUCGACAAUGAGUCGGUCAAGGCUUCACUCGACAAUGGCAUCCUGACCGUCACGGUCCAAAAGGCCAAGAAGCACGAGUCUCGCCGCAUUGCCAUCAACUAA